Molecule: messenger RNA, 446 nt
Organism: Wasmannia auropunctata (little fire ant)
Lineage: Eukaryota; Metazoa; Arthropoda; Insecta; Hymenoptera; Formicidae
Product: neuropeptide-like 3
Exons: 2
Coding region: 70-297 (75 amino acids)
Source: RefSeq, a predicted model, not a curated record
GCAGUACCGAACAGCUAGUGUUGUCCUGUGUGUUCGCUAACGGGAAUUAAAGCUGAUUAAACGCUUAACAUGUUCAAACUGAUCCUGAUGGCUAUCUUGGUGGUGGCGGCCACAUGCGCGCCGAUGCCGGAACCGGCGCCGACACCGGUACCAGGCCCCCUGCCGCCGCCGCUGCUCGCCCCUUACCCGGUGAUCUAUCCGGCGCCUUACGUCAAGGUGUACCCGUAUCAUCCGGUUCCCCUGGCGUACUAUAACAGCUACAAGUGGCUCCACCCGGGCUCGGCGUACACUUACUAAACAUCGAUUCGGGCCCGCCCCGGAGGAUCGCCCCAGCAGCACGGCUCGUGGUAACCCCCCUCGAUAUAACGCGACUCACCGCAACGCGCCAAAUGAUUCUGUAUCGUGGUAGAACGUUUCUGAAAUAAAAUAUUCUCUCUUGUCGCAGA